GGCAGGUGGCGCCAGCUGCGAGGUGAUGUGGUGUGCGUGUGUUUGGUGUGUGUGAUGUGCGUUGCGUAGCGUACGCGCGUAAAACUGCUGGAUCUGCGGCUUCUCCUCGCACCACUUUUUGCGCGAUUUACUUUCUUCCCCUCUCAAAAUGUUGGGUGCUCGAAACGCUUCCUCGUUGGCCACGCACGGGGUAUCCCAGCUCUAUCAGGUACGGUUGAUAAGACCUCGAAACCCGCGUUAAUCUGUGCGCUGGAAGUUGGUUUACGGUUGCAUUUUGUCCACGCUUCGUACGGGAACACGCGAGCUGCGCAAACGACUCGUGCCUCUGCAUUUGGCGAGCACAGCAUGUCGAAAGCCGAGAGCCAAAGGGAACAACACACUCCUAGGUUUCUGACACCGCCUUCAACGCCGAAGAGGGUCAUUGCAUACCAAGAAAAGCUAAAGCAAACCUUCAACCCAAGCUUGUUUCUGCAAAAUUUCAACUUUUCAAUACCUUUUCGAAGAAAACCGAAACCAAAGCCAAGUGAAGAUACGACAGUCUUUCCUACACCGUACAAGACACUUUACCACCCGAGAGUUGCAAGGCACCAGCCAUUCCGCAGGUCCGAGUUCAUCGAACUUGCCAACUUUGGAGUGGUUGAAAUUGACCCGACAGAGAGUGGUGUGGGCCACGACUUUGAGCCAGUGGUGUUCAAGAAUCCGACUUGGUGUGACUUGUGUGGUGACUUUGUGUGGGGAGCCUGCAGUUUACAGCAAGGACUUCAGUGUCAAAACUGCAAUUUUACUUGCCACCUAAGGUGUCGAAGCUUCGUUGCAUUGGACUGUAAAGGCCACGGGGAAAUGGAGACCACCGACCUAAGUGGCCAGAAGCAGGACGAGCGAAAAGAAGGAAAUGGUCGUAUAUCACCAUUGUUUCUUGAGGACCUCCCUAAAGAUGAGCUCAUGUCACGAAUUGAAUCCUACAAUCUACAAGAACCUGGACUUGACAUGGUUCUGCAAGAAGACGGGUCUGUGCGAGGUUUCGUGAGGGUACGCAUGAACCUAAUGCGUCCUAUCAACGUUGUAGCAGGAACAAGACCUCCGUCCAUUUACAACAUCCUUAAGGAUGACGACAGUGGUCGAAAGACGCUUACCUCCUUCUACCUGCCCAGGGACACUAUAAAGGCUCUUCACAUUACGAGUGAAUAUACUGUGCGAGAGCUGAUAGUGGCCCUUUUAAAGAAGUUCAAAGUAGCAGACAAUCCCCGGAAGUUUGCGCUUUAUGAAAGUCAAGUCGACGAAAGCACCGGUGAAGUCAAACUUAGGAAACUUCAGGAUACAGAUAAACCUCUUUGGCUUGCAUUGGACUGGAACAGUCGGUCUAGGCAGUUUGUUCUGCAGGAAAAUGACAAUAGUGAUAUAGAGUGGGAGGACUUUGCAAUACCGGAGCUGCAGAACUUUCUGAAGAUCCUGGAGCUCGAAGAGGAAGAGUACCUGACCCAGCUGAAGCUGAAGUAUGACCUUGUGCGUUCCAAAAUUCAGGAGGCAAUGGACUCGUUUCCAAAGCCCGGAACUGAAGUUCUUGAGGCCCCAAGUUCUGAGGCACACGAGCCCGAGUAUACAGGAAACACUUCAAGCUCUUGAUUUUGGCGUUUGAGCUAGAAUGUUAAAAAUACCUGUGCAGUUUUCUUGCAUGCAGUAGGCAAGUAAGUUGUACUAUUGUUGACAGAAAUUUGAAUGGUACAAUCCAGCUAUCACUUGCACCAAUUCAGAAGGUGAUGGUUGGCACUUGUUUUUAACUUGGCGUUCUCCGUGCAGUGUUCCACACUUUGCAAGCAAGGACUACUGGCACCAUUAUUCGGCGUUUGUGAGACUAAGUCCCGGUGUUUUUUUUUUGUUUUUUUUAUGUGUGUGCAUUCAGCCUUUUAAUAGUCCAUCAUAGUAGUACCUGCGUUUUGCAUACAGUUUGCUUCCUUUUGCUUGAGGUAGUUUUUUUUUUUUAUGAUGAUGAUGGACUGGAGCAAAAGGGCUUCAAAACUCUCGCAUGCAAUAUUGUUUGUGCCUAGUGCAUUGACAUGCCCUUCUGUUCUUUUCUUUUUUGUGUGUGUGUGUGAAAGCAGUAGGUAAUGUUGACAUCAUCUACAUGCACAGUUGAAAAGCCAUUACGUUGGCUCUUCAUUUAUGUUGUCUUCAUUUGCAAUGAAUUUGGGCGCCUGAUCUACGAGUAUUGUACUGCAAGUAGUGCAAAAUUGAGUACAGCCUUCUCCUUUGUUACUUUUUUUUUUUUUUACUGACCUAAUCUUUAGCUGCCACAAGUAGGUAGAGUACUGCAAAAACUUGCGUGUUAUAUUAGUCUGAGUAAUAGUACAGUGGAAGGUUUUGGGGCUAUGAUAAGGAGAUGUUUAUAUGUGUAUAAGAGAAACAGAAUACACAGCCUUUUUGGUCAUAUAAUGCCAAGGAAACAUGCAAACCACUAAAAACUACUAAAAUACAGGAAGUUAACUUGAUGUGUCAUUUUUAUCUCAUUUGUGUAAUGCAAUAGUUGUUGCAAACAACUUUCCUUCAUUACAUACAUGUAAGCUUUAAUAGGAGGAUCACAAAUAUGGUAUUGUGAAGUAAUAGAGACAUGUUAUUUAGCUGAAAUUGCAAUCAAACAGUCUCGGCUAAUCAGAACACGGUUUUGUGUUCCCCACACAUGUCAUUUAAUCACCGGUGACAGUUAAUUUAAAAUGUCUUGCUCACUUUUGCAUUACUUUUGGUACAUUUCCAUAUAUGCCAUAUAUAGUAAUUGAUCUUCUUUUUCUUGUGAUGAACACUGUUUUGUCACUAACUGAAGUUUCUGAAGUUUCUAAAGCCUAGAAUAGAUACCGAGAAGGAUCUUAUGGUAUUUUACAAAAUUACCGCGGAACAUUGGAGCAAAAUUUUCAUGCUGCAUGUGCUACUUUGUGCCAUAAAGUAGCUUGAGUGCUGUUCGAACAGAACUUCACAAAACUUGAUAUGCUAAAAUGAACCAUUGCCUUACGUAAAUUAGAAAAUUAAUUUGGCACCCUCCAGUACAGCGGCCCUCAGGUGAAGUUUCAAGACGUUAAACCUCAGAAUUAUUUUUUUUAAUGUAAUUUCGAUACAGUGCUGCAAACAGCAUAAAUUCCACCCACUAAUCGACGCAAUGCAUGGUAGUAACCACAAUGCAAUGUAGGUCAUUCUACUGCAGCCAUUCAUAGCAUUGUUUUUCAACAAUGACUAUUUGCUCUGCAAGAUAUUGGUGGUUUGGCAAUCUCUCGGGAAAUAUAUGAGCAAUAGUAAGCAUGAUUUUCUUGCUCACGUAAUCCUCUC
Messenger RNA from Dermacentor silvarum, 3312 nucleotides. RefSeq names its product ras association domain-containing protein 1-like. Gene Ontology annotation, biological process: signal transduction. NCBI's taxonomy places the organism in Eukaryota, Metazoa, Arthropoda, Arachnida, Ixodida, Ixodidae. The coding region runs from base 346 to 1623 and encodes 425 amino acids. The record is from RefSeq and is a predicted model, not a curated record. The transcript is spliced from 9 exons.